This is a messenger RNA of Chenopodium quinoa (quinoa), 2693 nucleotides long. Its product is annotated as methylmalonate-semialdehyde dehydrogenase [acylating], mitochondrial-like. The coding region runs from base 296 to 2479 and encodes 727 amino acids. The record is from RefSeq and is a predicted model, not a curated record. Gene Ontology annotation, biological process: L-valine catabolic process; thymine catabolic process. Gene Ontology annotation, cellular component: mitochondrion. NCBI's taxonomy places the organism in Eukaryota, Viridiplantae, Streptophyta, Magnoliopsida, Caryophyllales, Amaranthaceae. Gene Ontology annotation, molecular function: malonate-semialdehyde dehydrogenase (acetylating, [NAD(P)+]) activity; methylmalonate-semialdehyde dehydrogenase (acylating, NAD+) activity. The transcript has 20 exons.
GCGGAAUGUAUCUGUAUACAGUAAUACCGUAAUACCUACACUCUCUAAAUUUCAAUUUCAGUGUUUCACCUUCUGAAACGCAAAAACACACAUCAAAAGCCAAUAAGCAGAGAAAGGAAAAUCGAAAAUCGUUUUGCGCCAAAGAUUAGGAACUUUUCUCUCUUUAAUCAAGUAAGAGUUCAACAAUGGUGGAUUUUCUUGCUUGUAUUAUUAUCAUGGGACCGAUUAUGGCGUGAAGAAUUUCAAUCCGAAACAGUAAUUUUAUCCUAUUUAAGGUCUUUGCUUUACAUCUUUAAUGAUGGAUCCUGAAAGUUCAGUGCCUGCUGAACCUCCACAAAUGCUUCCUCCACCACCUGGAAGUUACGCAAAUCGUGAACAACUUAUUGAGCAUGUUGGAGAUUUUGCAAUUUCACAAGGAUAUGUAGUUAUCAUAAAGAAAUCCAGAAAAGAUAAAGCAGUAGUACUUGGUUGUGAUAGGGGUGGUGUUCAUAGGAAUAAACGUAAAUCUUCAGUGACAGAGUCUGCAGAAUGUACUCGUAAACGAAAAAUUAGUUCUCGAAAUGUUAACUGUCCUUUUGAAGUCAUGGGUAAAAAUGAUGGUGGAAUGUGGUAUAUAAUUGUAAAAAAUGGAACUCAUAACCACGAACCUAUGAAGGACAUCGCGGAACACCCGGCUGCGCGUCGAUUUACUGAGGAUGAGGUUUUACGGAUCAAAGAGAUGACAGAAGCUGGCCUUAAGCCACGUCAGAUUUUGAAAAAACUUAGACAGAGCAAUCCAGAACUUUUAUCUACUCCGAAGCAUCUUUACAAUGUCAAAACCAAGCUAAGACAAGGAAAUUUAACUGUCAGAAAAUACAAGUCUUUUAAACCUCAGAAAGUGUCAAUUGGAAGUGCUCAGGUUCCUGGCAAUUCAGUCUCAACUGAGCCAUCUUGGAGGCUUCGAUUCACGAGAAUACCUAAUUUCAUUGGAGGCCAAUUUGUAGAGUCACAGUCUACUGCAACAGUCGAUAUUAUAAAUCCUGCUACUCAGAAAGUCGUAUCUAUACUUUCCUUAACAACCAUUGAAGAACUUAAAGCUGCAGUAUGUGCAGCGAAAUGGGCAUUUCCUUCUUGGAGAGAUACACCAGUCACAUCACGUAAACGUAUAGUGUUAAAGCUUCGAGAACUUAUUCAGAGGGACAUGGAUAAACUUGCUGCUACUAUUACAUCUGAAGGGGGCAAGACACUGAAGGAUGCCUAUACUGAUGUGCAUUACAGCCUUGAGGCUUUGGACUGUGCUUGUGGGAUGGCAACUCCGCAGAUGGGACGAUUUGUUUCAAACAUAUCCAAUGAACUCGAUAUCUAUAGCAUUAGAGAGCCUCUUGGUGUUUGUGCAGGAAUUUGCCUUGCUAAUUUUCCUGCCAUAAUUGCUUUAUGGAUGUUUCCUGUGGCAGUUUUGUGUGGUAACACUUUCAUUUUGAAGUCUUCAAUGAGGGAUCCAGGUGUGUCUAUGAUCCUCGCGGAGUUGGCUUUAGAAGCUGGUUUGCCGAAUGGUGUCCUGAAUACAGUCCAUGGCACUGAUGACGUUGUCAGUGCUAUUUGUGAUGAUGAUGAUGUAAAAGCUGUAACAGUUGCUGCUUCUAAAGCAUAUGGCUUGCAUGUGCACUCAAGAGCAUCUGCUAAAGGGAAGAGAGUUCAGUCUUAUACAGAAGGGAGAAGUCAUAUGGUUGUCAUGCCUGAUGCAAAUACAGAUGCUACUUUAAAUGCUCUUGUUCCUGUGGCUUUUAAAUCUGAAGGAGAAAGGUGCUUUGCACUUAGUACUGUGAUAUUUGUCGGAGACUCGAAGCCAUGGGAAUGCAAAUUGGUAGAACAGGCGAAGGUGCUCAAUGUAAAUGCUGGUACUGAACCAGAUGCAGACAUCGGUCCGGUGAUGAGUAAGCAGGAAAAGGACAAGAUAUGCAAAUUGAUAGAAAGUGCUAUUGAAAGGGGUGCCCGACUCAUUCUUGAUGGCAGAAACAUCAUGGUUUCUGGAUAUCAGCAGGGUAAUUUUAUUGGCCCAACUAUUGUAUGUGAUGUCACUGCAGAUAUGGAAUGCUUCAGGGAGAAGAUGUAUGGGCCCGUUCUUCUCUGUAUGCAGGUUAAGAGUUUAGAAGAGGCUAUUAGCAUUAUAAAUGAAUGCAGACAUUGUAAUGGAGCAUCUAUAUAUACGGCAUCUGGGGCUUCUGCUAGGCAGUUCCAAACACUAAUUGAGGCUUCACAGGUUGGCAUCAAUGUCCCUGUUUCAGUUCGUAUGCCUUUCAUCUCGUCUGGUGACCCAGAGGCUCCGUUUGCAGGACAAACUGGAGUUCUUUUUUAUACUAAACUCAAAACUGUAAGACAACAGUGGAACGAUUUUCCAAAGGAUGACGAAGGUGUACCAAUGUCAGCUUCUCCUACUCCGGAGCAAAUGAUUGCUUAUCAAGAGGGUCUAAAUUAUGAGCAGAGAAUUGAGGGUGUUUGAGUAUAGUGUUUUUGUAUAUAGUGCAAGCUUCAUAUAACUCUUGGAUGUGCCAUUGAUGCUUCAGGCCAAUUUUUUAAAAUUCGAUGUGCCAUUGAUGCUGCUGACCCCUAGGACUAGGACCUUGAAAAUUUUGUUAUUCCAUCAUUAUUCUAAUCUGUUUGUUGGGAAAAAAUAGUCGCAUACACGUUUUUGAGAUAUUUAAAAAUUUCAUGAA